Molecule: messenger RNA, 1535 nt
Organism: Aspergillus pseudotamarii
Lineage: Eukaryota; Fungi; Ascomycota; Eurotiomycetes; Eurotiales; Aspergillaceae
Exons: 3
Coding region: 292-1476 (394 amino acids)
Biological process (GO): biosynthetic process; mitochondrial respiratory chain complex I assembly
Cellular component (GO): mitochondrion
Source: RefSeq, a predicted model, not a curated record
AUCCUUUGAUGCUGCAAGUUAAUAAUCUGCAUGGAUGAUUGGCGCGGAGGACGCGCCGGAGAUACGCGAACUCACGGGCCGACGUCAUUUUCUUCUGCUGCUCCCAAAAGGGCAAAAUUGUCAAUCCCCUCAGAAUAACUUCUAUCUCGAGGUAGGAAAAUAUCUCCAUCUUGGCUUAGGGACGGCGUACCCGCAAUGCUAUUUUUCGUCCUCUCUCCGGGAUUUUUUUAGUUCGACCGCAAAAUAGCCACCAACCACUCUAAGAAACACUUCCAACUCCCUCCCAUCAUCAUGUCACCACUCAAAGAAAUGCUCCAACCCACACGCGGUGCAAGCCGCCAAAUAAACCGCCUCUCCUCAAGCGGCCGACGACUCCAACCAUCCCAAAGAAGACACUUCAGCCACUCCAGACCAACAGCAAGUCCAACAACAGCCGCAGCAACCGAAAUCCAAGCAGCACAAAAAUACUGCUCUGAUCUCCUCAUUAAAUAUGACCGCCCUUCCUACACCCUCCACACCUUCAUCCCGCGGCAGGCCCAACCAUUCUACCUCGCCCUCCGCGCCCUAAACGUCUCCCUCUCGAUGAUCCCCGAAACAACAAGCUCACAUACAAUCGGCCUCAUGCGCCUCCAAUUCUGGCGCGAAUCAAUCGCAAAGAUCCUCGCCGGCACUCCGCCCAAGGAACCCAUCGCCAUCCUCCUCUCCUCCGCCAUUGCAGACCUCCACGAGCGAACCAACGGCCGCGCCCGGAUCAGCAAAGGCUGGUUAUCACGGCUCAUCAGCGCUCGUGAGCGCGGCCUAACGAAUGACCCAUACCCCGAUAUCGCGGCGCUGGAGUCCUACGCCGAGAAUACGUAUUCCACGCUCAUGUAUCUCACGCUCUCGGCGUUGCCCAUGGCCUCCGUUACGGCGGAUCAUGUCGCAUCGCAUGUGGGGAAGGCGGCGGGGAUUGUGGCUGUGUUGCGGGGGUUGCCGUUGGUUGCAUUUCCUGCGGCGCGCGCGGCGGGUCAGCAGGGUGGUCAGCAAGCUGGCGGCGCGGCGAGGCAGGGAGCUGUGAUGCUUCCGUUGGAUGUUAUGGCGCAGACGGGGGUGAAGGAAGAAGAGGUUUUCAGGCUUGGGGCUGAGGCGCCUGGGCUGCGGGAUGCGGUUUUUACGGUUGCGACGCGGGCGAGUGAUCAUCUGAUUACCGUUCAGCAGAUGUUGAGUAACUUGCGUGCUGGGCAGGAUGUGGGGCAUGACUUUGAGCAUGAGGGCGAGGAGGGGCAUGAGUACGAGGCCUUGGGUGAUCAGCGGCAGGAGUCGCCGUUAGAUGAGGUUAACCGUGCAUUCGGUGUCUUCAUGCCUGCAGUGGGCACACGUCUGUGGCUGGAUAGACUGCAGAGUGUCGAUUUUGAUAUUUUUAGGCCUGAGCUUCUUCGCUCGGAUUGGAAACUGCCCUGGAAAGCCUACAUGGCGUUUAAGCGGAAGAGUUUGUAGUAUAGUGUAUGAUACUGAUCCAAGUGUACUAUACAAGAUUAUGUAUAUCUAACAUGUCC